Drechmeria coniospora is the source of this 1479-nucleotide messenger RNA. Its product is annotated as pyruvate dehydrogenase. The transcript is spliced from 2 exons. The record is from RefSeq and is a predicted model, not a curated record. Bases 1 to 1479 code for a protein of 492 amino acids. Gene Ontology annotation, biological process: protein dephosphorylation. Gene Ontology annotation, molecular function: protein serine/threonine phosphatase activity; cation binding. NCBI's taxonomy places the organism in Eukaryota, Fungi, Ascomycota, Sordariomycetes, Hypocreales, Ophiocordycipitaceae.
AUGUUUCGAGUCGCUGCGCACUCGGUCCGUCUCGCCACCAAAGGGUGGCCGACGACGAGGCGACGGCUCGCAUCGACGACCUCGACGCAACUCCAACCCUCUAGAACGCCGGCAUGGGCCGCCGGUGUUCUCUUUGCGGGGGUAUCGGGCUAUUACUUUGGCAAGGGUGCCAAAAAGCAUGACGGCGGCAGUAUCGUCGGCCCCAUCGCCGCAACAGGAACCGACGGUAUGGUGCCUGGCAUGCCUCCGACCAUGUCCGAGGACGAUAUCCCUGCCGAGUCGCCGGUCAAGGUCCUCGACCUCAAAGAGUCAAACGAGAAGAUCAGACACCAAUCGCACAGCUUUGUCUUUGACAGCCAGGAUGGGAACACGGGGCGAGCGGACGUCGUCCGUGUAUCGAGCAACCAUCCGGUCGAGGAUGAGUGGGCUUUGGCCGUCGCCGAGGGGCUUGGGGGCGGCAAGGCUCUGUACGCAGGCGUCUACGAUGGCCAUGCCGGGUGGGCCACCUCGGCCAUACUCAAGGAAUCUCUUAUCCCCUUCGUCUCUACCGCUCUCCGUAAGCUCUCCUCGGCCGACGGCGACAGCCUCGUCGAUGGGGCCAUCAAGAAAGCUUUUGUUUCUCUUGACGACCGUAUUAUGCGCAGGGCCAGAAGCGCGUUGGACGGCAGCCAAGACGAUGGCUCCGCAGAAGCUGUACGCGCACUCGCCCCUGCCAUCGCUGGCUCUUGCGCCUUGUUGUCCAUAUACGAUCCCAUCUCUUCGACCCUUCGCACGGCGGUCACGGGAGAUUCGCGCGCCGUCCUGGGCUCGUGGUCCUCCGAGUCCGCUCGCUUCUCCGCUCACGCCCUGAGCGAGGACCAGACGGGCUUCAACAAGGACGAGUGCGACAGGCUCGAGGCGGAGCACCCUGGCGAGACGGCUGACAUGAUCGACCCCAAAACGGGACGGCUCAUGGGCAUCGCCAUCACGAGAGCGUUUGGAGACCACCGCUGGAAGUGGCCCAACGACGUCGUGUCCGCUGCCCAGCUGCGCUUCUUCGCCUACGGACCCCGAGCCAAAUCCAAGUCACCGCCCUACAUGACGGCCCGACCCGAGGUGACGACGCGCAAAGUGGCGGCCGACGACUUUGUCAUCCUCGCCUCGGACGGGCUCUGGGACGUCAUCUCCAACGACGACGCCGUCGCCUGCAUCCAGCGCUGGCUCGCCGCCAAGAAAGCCGGCCGAGCCGAGACUGUCACUCCGGCACCCUCAAAGUUCGCCGUCGGCGAGGACGGCUACGCCAGCUGGAAGGCCACGCCGGAAAUGUUUGCUAUCGAGGACCUCGACAGCGCCGCCGUCUGCCUGGUCAAGAAUGCGCUCGGCGGUCGGAGGCGAGCCAUGUUCUGCGGCGCCAUGACGGCCUACGCGCCCGUGAGCAGGUAUGUGAGGGAUGAUAUGACCGUUCAGGUUAUCUUCUUCCGCGAUCCGUACAAGUCGUGA